AUUGCACAGAAACCAUCUGAUGGGAAGAAAGGGGCCGAGCGCAUCACGGGCUUCCUGGGGCUGCAGCCCCCGGCGCAGUUCCUCAUUCCCCUCGCACUCGGGCCUCAGGCUCGGUGGAGCUCAGCACUGGGGUCUUGGUGGCAGCGCUGAGGGGCCCCCCACUGCCCCAUCAUGGCGUCUGCGCUCACCGUCCUCCUUCUCAGUUUCUGGCUGGCCGGGUGGAGCGGGGUGUUCGGAGAGGGGUCCUACCCCAAACCCUCCAUCUCCGUCAGCCCCGGUGGGGUGAUCCCCGUGGGGGGAAACUUCACCAUCCGGUGUCGCCAUCAGCGCCUGGGCAUGAGGUUCCUCCUCUACAAGGCUGGAGCUGGGAACUAUCUGACUUACACAGACCCUGCCGGCUCUGAGGCUGAAUUUCCCAUCACCAGCGCCAGAUGGGAACACGGGGGCAGCUACACCUGUCGUUAUAGCAACAGAACAGGAAACGUUACCUACCCAGAGCCCAGUGACCCUGUGCAGAUCAUUGUAGCAGAUCCCAGCUUACCCAGACCCUCCAUCUCUCUGAGCCUCACUUCGGUCAACGCCUCAGGGGCAGAUGCCACCAUCCGGUGUCAGGGGCAGCGCCGGGACGUGAGGUUCUUCCUGCACAAGGCUGGAGACCUGAACCUGCAGCGACACAUGGACCCUGCUGGGGCCGGGGCCGAGUUCCGCAUCCCCAGCGUGGGCCGGCAGCACGGAGGGAGCUACAGCUGCAGUGGCUCAGAAUUGCCAUCACCUCCGGGUCUGACCAGCCCCAUCACCACCGGGGCGAGCGCGGCAGCUGCCGGCCUCCUCCUGCUUCUCCUCCUCGUGGCCUUCGUCUGCUUCAGAAAAACCCGAGCCAGUGAGUGCCCCGCCCAGCGAGGGAAGGGUUAA
This is a messenger RNA of Mauremys reevesii (Reeves's turtle), 912 nucleotides long. RefSeq names its product alpha-1B-glycoprotein-like. Lineage: Eukaryota; Metazoa; Chordata; Testudines; Geoemydidae. The coding region runs from base 172 to 912 and encodes 246 amino acids. The transcript has 5 exons. The record is from RefSeq and is a predicted model, not a curated record.